Messenger RNA from Momordica charantia (bitter melon), 1791 nucleotides. The record is from RefSeq and is a predicted model, not a curated record. NCBI's taxonomy places the organism in Eukaryota, Viridiplantae, Streptophyta, Magnoliopsida, Cucurbitales, Cucurbitaceae.
UCCUACCAAUUACCCACAAGCAAUAACCUCUCCACGCUAUAUAACUUCAACCCAAGAUCUUCUUCCAACCCAGAGAUUAUGGCCACUCUUCCAUUGUCUCGCUCGGAUCUCUGUUCGAUCAGCCGGAGCGACGGCCUCUGCUGUUACCUGAACCCAGUCCGGCAACGACGGAAACCAGAUGGCUGUUGGGUCUUACGCCGACGAAAUGUGAUCGCGGUCAGGGCGUUUGACGGUGGGGCAUUCGGUUUGUACGGCAACAAGGAGAAGAGUUCAAUCUGUACUGCCGACGAGCUUCAUUACGUCUCUGUUCCCAACUCCGAUUGGAGGCUCGCUCUGUGGCGUUACCCCCCUUCUCCUCGGGCGCCGUCAAGGAAUCAUCCGCUUUUGCUGUUAUCAGGGGUUGGGAGCAAUGCUCUUGGCUAUGACCUUUCUCCAGGGUCCUCAUUUGCUCGCUACAUGUCCAACCAAGGAUAUGAUACUUGGAUUCUUGAAGUUCGAGGAUCUGGCCUUAGUACUGACAGAGUAGAAAUGAAGGAAAAUGAGCAGAUACGCUCUGGAACUCUGGAGAAACGUCCAUCAGCCGAGACUGGCAAAUAUGUUAGUUCUGUGGGUUCCAGCAUUUCUUCAAAAGAUGGAGAGACUUCUACAAUUGCUACUCAACUUAGGCAAUGGAAUCAAAAUCUUAUGGAUAUAAUCGAAGGAGCUCAACAACUGGGUCCAUUGCGGCCUUUUAACUUACAAGGUGUUACCUCUGCAUUAGAAGGCUUCCAGGAACAACUUGAUAUGUAUGAGAAAUAUGAUUGGGACUUCGACCACUACUUGGAAGAAGAUUUGCCCGCUGCGAUGGAGUACAUAAGGAACCAAUCUAAACCCAACGAUGGCAAGUUACUAGCAAUUGGCCACUCGAUGGGGGGUAUCUUGCUAUAUGCAAAGAUCUCACGAUGUAGCUUUAACAAAGUUGACCCGCAGUUGGCAUCAGUUGUGACUUUGGGUUCAUCACUUGACUUCAGACCUUCAAAUUCAUCACUCAGAUUGCUAUUACCUUUGAGAGAUCCUCUACAAGCUUUUAAUGUUCCUGCGUUUCCCAUUGGGCCAUUGCUUGGUAUUGCUCAUCCCCUCGCAUCGCGUCCUCCUUAUAUCUUGUCCUGGUUAAAGGGUCAAAUUUCUGCAGGAGACAUGCUACAUCCUACCUUGCUUGAGAAGCUUGUUCUUGAUGGCUAUGAAUCUGUGCCUUCAAAGGUUCUCGUGCAGCUAUCAACUGUUUUUGAAGAAGGGGGCUUGCGCGACAGGAACGGGAUGUUCCAGUACAAGGACCAUCUAUGCCAAAGCAACAUUCCAAUCCUUGCACUUGCUGGAGACCAAGACAUCAUUUGUCCACCUGAAGCUGUUUAUGAAACUGUGAAGCAAAUUCCCUGGCGGUAUGUUUCCUACAAAGUUCUUGGGAAGCCUGGUGGUCCUCACUAUGCUCACUAUGAUAUCGUGGGAAGUCGUUUGGCAUCAAGCGAAGUAUAUCCAUUGAUAACCAAUUUUCUCAACCGUCAUGACUAGGGUAGAUUUCACCAUACCAUCCAACUCUAGAUAUAUACAUUUCAUCAGUCAAAAGAACAGUUGUAUAUCUUCCUUAUUGAUAGAAUAUCCACGAAGAUCUAUUUCCUAAGAUCUGCUGUAUACAAAAUUGUAAAGCAAACACACAAUCCUGUGGAGGGUAUAUUACUGGCUUCGAAAAUUGUGGGCUGUGUAAUUUUCCUCAGAUAAUAAUAGAAAUUGUCCAAGCAAUAAUGUUUUUAUCAA